CGCAGAGCUGAGCGACUUCUGAAGGAAAUGAGGGAAAGAGAUAGCACAUGAGCCUGCUUCGAAUGUCAUUUUGGCAGACAACAGGCCGAGACGUAUGAAGCGCCUGGAUGCGGGGUGGAAGAAUGGUUGCCAAAUUCGUAUGUGACGUGAGAAAAAGUAAACAAAAUAGAAAAGCGCCAAAACAAACCGAUUUUUAUAAUCACUCUUAACGCAUCAGCACGCAUUACUGCCAAAAACGCAUUGAAAACCCUUCUUUAUUUGACCAAUAAAGAAAUACAACCCAAUUUUCUUUGCGUUGCAAGCACAAUUCGUGAUUUUGCGGCACAAUUUUGUUUUAUUUGUUUAUUUUUAGGUUAUUAUCAUCAUGGAUAAGGCCCAACAAGUACAUACCAUUCGGAAAAAAUAUACAACCGGCAAAGCAAUAUGGACGCGUUUGGAACAGGAAUGGGAAGCAGAAAACAAUUUAGCAACAGCUUCUAUAUCGACUUCAAGCCAGGAAGUUCAUGGUCAACCGGAUAUAUCAAACGUAUGCUUUGAUGAAGAUCCAUCAAUUGAAUGGUUGGAAGAUGAUGAGGACGUCCGUAUCUACCGCCUUUGCAUAUCUCAACCUGAUGUGUUGAAUGACUCCCAUGAUGAGGAACAAUUUGUUGAAUGGUUGGAAGAAGAAGAGGACGGUCACAGCUGCCACCAAAUGUCGGACGAAAGCGACAUUGAAGAUCAGGAUGAGUAUAGUGAAUUUGAUAGAGCCCACAAGAAUCAAGUAUUUGUUGAAACGAUGCGAUUGUGGGCUCUGAAACAUCAAAUCACGCAUGCCGCUAUUAAUGAUUUCUUAGAAGCAAUACUAAAAACAACUGAUUUUUAUGUUCCUAAAGAUUCCAGGACAUUUCUGAAGACUCCUGUUGGCGUGGGAAAAGAAAUUGAAAAUUUGGCUGGUGGACAAAUGUGGUACAAAGGACUAGAUAAAUCUCUGAAAGAACAGUUUCGCACUACUCCGCCUCCUGUAGAUUCAUUUGAAUUGAAUAUUUCUAUGGAUGGUAUUCCUCUGCAUAAUAGCGGAACUACCCAGUUCUGGCCCAUUUUGAUGCAGCUGCAUGGUAUUCCUGACGUUCCAAUAAUGACUAUUGGAAUAUUUUGUGGAACUUCUAAACCGGAUAAUGCAGAGGAUUAUCUGCGCCGUCUGGUAACAGAAAUAAAUGAUGUCCAGGACAACGGAGUAGUUAUAAAUGGAAAACGUAUUUCCAUCUCACUAAGAGCGAUACUUGCAGACGCCCCUGCUAGAGCGUUCAUCAAAUGUGUUAAAAACCACAAUGGCAUACAAGGAUGCCAUAAAUGCAAAAUUUUGGGUAGAAGCUACAUGGGAAGGAUGAUCUUCGAGGGAACAGCAGAAGCACGAACGAACGAAGAAUUUAGAAAUGGAGAUUACUCCAUAGGACAUCAGAUACGCCCAUCGCCGUUGUUAGAUAUUAAACACUUAAACAUAGUAUUAAGACUACCUACUUCGGACGAUUUACAUUUAGUAUAUUAUGGAGUGUUGAGGAAAUUAGUGAUAGGUUUUACGACAGGAUGUUUUAUAAACGAGAAAUGGAAUUUAGAUGAGCAGGAUGAAAUUUCAGGGCUUCUAGUUCAAAUUAAAUUACCGGCAGAAUUUCAGAGAGCAGUAAGGUCCCUUAAAUGUUUAAAAUUUUGGAAGGCGUCCGAAUACCGAACCUUCCUACAUCACAUCAGCGUUCCUCUUCUAAAAGGCAGAAUAAGUGACAGGGCAUAUCACCAUUUUAAACUGUUGGUUGUAGGUAUUACAAUGUUUUCUUCUAAAAUUUAUCAAGACUAUUGGAAGUACGCAGGGUCAUUAUUAGAUCAAUUUGUUUCAGAAUUUAGUUCAAUUUAUGACCGUAAGUUUAUGACUUACAAUGUUCAUACUCUAUUGCAUGUACAAGAAGAUGUAGAAAAUAUCGGACCCCUUCCAACAAUUUCAACGUUCCCAGCCGAAAACAAAUAUCAGCAAAUUAAAAGAUUUGUCAGGACAGGGAAUAAUUGCUUGAGCCAAGUCGUAGGUAGGAUAGGCGAACUUAGUAGAAUUGAAACAAGUACACAGAAAACAAAAUUAACUUAUCCAUAUAUAAAAUUAAGACAGGAAGAGGCAAUUUUACACGUGAGGUCAGAUUUUGUUUUAAGACAGGGAAAUAGAAACGCAUGGUUUUUAACAAGAAAUAAUGAAAUAGUUCGUUACAUCAGGGCAACCGAAUUAUCAGGAACGUUCGUUAUUGAGGGGCACCAGAUUUUAAAGAAAAGGGCAGCUUUCACGUAUCCAUGUAGUUCAGAAGUAAUAUUUAAUUACAUAGCUAGCGUAGAUGAUUUAUCAUCUGAAAUAGUUAGGAUAAAUGUUAGGGAUGUUAAAUGUAAGUUUGUAGCGAUAUCGUUAGAUGGAGGAGUAUCUUUUCAUUUUAGUCCUUUAACGCACACGUUUCAAGAGUAGCUAGCUAGUUAGAUAGUGCAAUAGAAAUAGGCAAAGAGGAGCUUUUUUCAAUAUUAAAAAUUUUGUUUGUAUUAUUUUUCUUUUU
Anopheles arabiensis is the source of this 2558-nucleotide messenger RNA. RefSeq lists its product as uncharacterized. The record is from RefSeq and is a predicted model, not a curated record. NCBI's taxonomy places the organism in Eukaryota, Metazoa, Arthropoda, Insecta, Diptera, Culicidae. The coding region runs from base 365 to 2473 and encodes 702 amino acids. The transcript is spliced from 4 exons.